UGGAAGGGGCGAAAGAGAACAACUCAGGGGGAGAUCACUUAAGAGUUUAAAACAGAUAUAGAUUAACGAGUUAUUGCAGGAAAUUUCCUCACCAUGGUGAAAUUACGAGCCCGGUGUGUUCUUGUCGGAGAUGCAGCGGUAGGAAAGACUGCCCUGUCUCAGACGUUCUGCAGCGAUGGUUCACACUUCCAGAAAAACUACAGCAUGACCGCUGGUGUGGAGCUUCUAAUGAGGUUUGUCAACAUUCCAGGGACCAGCGACAGUGUGGAGCUAUAUAUCUUCGACUCUGCAGGACGGGAGACUUUUGUGGAGGCAUGUGAGAAAAUGUGGGGGCAGCCGUCUGUGGUGUGCGUGGUGUUUGAGAUCAGCAGCCUGGACUCGUUCAACAGUUGCAGUCGCUGGCUAGAGAGAGUCCGGGCACACUGCAACGGACUGCAGUUACCAGGUGUGUUAGUGGGGAAUAAGUCGGACCUGGCAUCGAGGAGAGAGGUAGAGACAGCCAUGGCACAGGAGUGGGCACAAGAACAAGGUCUUCAGUACCACGAGACCUCCGCUAAAGAGAUGGAGAAUUGUGAUGCCCCUUUUCUGAGUUUAGCCCAAGCCUUUCACACUCUGUAUCAGGACCAGAAACAGAUGAUCCAGAGACUCUGUUAAGAAGCCACAGAGACUGACAUCCUCUCAUGGUCUGUUUAUUGAUUAUGCGUGUAUCUUCAGUCAUGAACUUUUAAAGAAUCCAACUAGCACGGAAAAAAAUCAUAUCUUACUGACAGACAGUUUCAUUGGUCAGUUUAUAUCCAACAUUGCACCAGUUUCCUUACGACAUCCUGCAAGGUGCAGGAUCUUCUUUAUAAUGCACGCAAUAUGACGAAAAGUGAAUGGACCCCCGACCAUCACAAACUUUCCCCAAGCCAUUAAGUUGGAAGGACGCAAGAAACAAAGCCAGAUAUACUUUAAUGCACUGUGAAAUUCUUUUUUCUUCACUAAUCCGUUUGAAAGUUGGCGUCGGAGCUCUGGGUCAGCCGUGACGCAGCACCCGAGGACCAGACCGGGUUAUUGGCCUUGCUCAAGGGCCCAGCAAUGGCAGAUUGGUGGAGCUGGGGCUUGAACUUGCAACCUUCUGAUUAGUAACCCAGAGCGUAAUCCACUAAGCUACACUGGACCCGGGUGUAUAGAAUGCUGUAAAAUUAUGUUCAUGCGUUUCCACAAAGACACGGUUCAACAAGGUUGAAGUAAACGAUCAAGACCGAGUGGCCUGCACAGAAACCUGUUCUCGACCCCACUGAGCACCUUCGGGAUGAAUUUAAAUGCCAACAUGCACCAGGCUUCUUCGGAGCCUGACCUCACUAAUGCUGUUGUUGCUGUAUGAGCUAAUCCCCGCAGCCAUGCUCAAAGUUCUAGCCUUUUGGGAAGCAUUCCUAGAAAGUGUGGGAUCUUCUAAUAGCAAAGACAAGGGGGUGAAUCUGGAGGAGGAAGAAUAUGAUGUUGGUCAGAUGUUCAUAAAUAGUGGCUAUGCAGCGUAUCGACUCGAUCUCACUCAGCGCCGUUAUUCUUCCAACAUCGUUUAAAUUUGCGUUUCUAUGCCGAUGAUUCACCAGUUUAUCUCAGCACGAACCCUUCUGUUGCUCUCCCUCCUCCUGCUCGUCUGCCUACAGGAAAGCAAAUGCUGAAUGACUUCAGACGUUCCCAGAAAGAAUUCUGACAAGACAGAAAUGCCAUUUUCGGUCAUCUGUUAUAAAUUCUGCAAUAAAAUGAUAACAGUAUUGCCCGCCUCUGGCCCUGUCUAAGCUUUCAGCAUGUUUAGUACAUCACAUCUCGAUUACUGAAAUAAACUUUUUUUUCUUGAAUAUUAUAAACUUUAUGCCCUGUACCUGCUUUUCAGGCACAGUCUGUAUAAGAUUCUGUUUAUUAUAUUUAAAACACUCCAUGGGCUACCUUUCUGAAUAGCCCAUCCCCUAUACAGAACCCCUCUAACUAUAGAAUAUAUCACAUACAAACCUCUAGAGUUUGGAACCUUGAGCAUCAUUGCCCUGAAACGCUGACUCGUGCAGUGAUUG
This is a messenger RNA of Clarias gariepinus (North African catfish), 2054 nucleotides long. RefSeq names its product intraflagellar transport 27 homolog (Chlamydomonas) (gene ift27). The record is from RefSeq and is a predicted model, not a curated record. Lineage: Eukaryota; Metazoa; Chordata; Actinopteri; Siluriformes; Clariidae. The transcript has 7 exons. Gene Ontology annotation, cellular component: Golgi apparatus. Bases 94 to 654 code for a protein of 186 amino acids. Gene Ontology annotation, molecular function: GTPase activity; GTP binding.